AUGUCGGCGAUGUCCAGCUGUAAGGAAACAUCCGACGCCCCAUUCAAGAAUAUGGUACAGCGGAUGUGGAAAACCAGAGAGUUUUCCGACCUUACAAUCAUGGCCGAAGACCGCGAAUUCAGUGUACACAAAAAUAUUGUCUGCCCAGCUUCUCCCUCCUUCAAGGCAGUCUGCUCCGAGGAUCUCAACGUAAGGACAUGCCUUCUACUGCGAGCGAUUGAAGUUGACCCACAACAGGAUAUACCGACAAACAGUAUCGGCGUUUCGGAGCCCGCCUCUGUGAUAGAGGAGCUGCUGCAAAACAUUUACGGACACAGUCCAGAUAUACCGAAGUUGCUGGAAGAUCCCAUUGCUGCCUACCAGAUCACGGGCAUAGCUGGUCAGAUCUAUGAAGCUAUAAUAGCCAUGGCAUGCGAGGAACGCGAAUAUCCUCAUGCACCUCGACUCUUCGUCGCCAUCGGGCAGAUUAUCUUUGAAUACCGCAAGAUAGUAAAUACUGCGAUACUGGAAUGCUAUGUCGAAGUUACCUAUGAUUUGUUCAGGUAUAUCCUCGCUGAUGAUGUCGCGUGGGGACUUCUUAUUUUAUCGCCGGACUAUUACGAGGAGGUGAUACGCAAGGCGUACGAAGAGUAUCUCGAGCUCGAAGGCGAGCAUGCUCCCUCAUACAAUGAGAUGGGAGAGAUCCGUAGUGCAAAGCACAGCAUUUCGGGGCAGUAA
Pseudocercospora fijiensis CIRAD86 is the source of this 717-nucleotide messenger RNA. RefSeq lists its product as uncharacterized. Gene Ontology annotation, molecular function: protein binding. Lineage: Eukaryota; Fungi; Ascomycota; Dothideomycetes; Mycosphaerellales; Mycosphaerellaceae. The coding region runs from base 1 to 717 and encodes 238 amino acids. The transcript has 3 exons. The record is from RefSeq and is a predicted model, not a curated record.